UCCUGUAGACGGCACUAUUCCCACUGCAAUAUCGAACCGCUCUUCCGCCACCCAUGUUCCUGGGCAUGGAGAAAUGAGGAUAUAUUGAGGUGGGAGGCGCCUGAAUGAACGCUCCAUCAAAUAGCACAUUGGCAAGCUCUGUUGGACGUGUUGGAUUUUUUUUUCAUCUCCUUUUUCUUCAUUCAAUUCUUUGGGCUCUGGUAGCUCUCCCCUUCGUUGAAUCCGUCACAUUAUCUCUCUCUCAAGACCACCAUACUGCAUAUUGUCCAUCUACCCUACCGUAAAAAGAAUUACCCAUCGUCUCCAAGGGGAAAACUAUACAACCCGGUCCAACAACAACAGACCAGCAACCGCAAGAAUGCACGUCACCCUGCUCACCACUCUCCUCCUCACCCUCCAGGUGCUCGCACUGGCCCUUCCGUCCUAUACCCACACCUCCAAACGCCUACCCUCCUCCUCUUUGCAUCCACGCCAAAAUGCAACCAACCCGAGCUCAUGCGACCUCUCCAGCAUCUCCCAACCACCACACACCAUGACGCCUCCCUCAUCGGACAUGACCCUCGUCCUCAUCGCCCUAGGCCGCGGAACCCAGAACUACACCUGCGCACCCAACGCUCCAACCCCGAGUCCCAUCGGCGCCGUAGCCACCCUCUACGACGCCUCCUGCGCCGUCGCAACCUCCAACGCCAAACCCGCAGACGGCAAAGGACGAGCAGGAGGCAGAGGGAGAGCAAAGGGACCUUGUGUACUCCCCCAAUCCGCUCCCAGUAUCGGCAACCACUUCUUCUCUGAUAACACGACGCCCGUCUUCUCCAUCCCGUCUCUCGGCAUCACUGCGCUGAAGAAGGCGGAGAGCGCGCCUGCUCCGGAUCCGAGCGUCGAUGUGCCGUGGUUGCUGCUGAGUGCGGUGGCGGAGGGGACGACGAGCCCGGUGAAGAGUAUCUAUCGGUUGCACACCAAGGGGGGUGUGGCGCCGGGAAGUUGCGAGGGCGUGGCCGAGGGCGAGACGGUGACGGUGGGGUAUGAGGCUGAGUAUUGGAUUUAUGCUUAGGAGGAGGAAGGAGAGACGGUGUGAAGUCUGGGUGGGUUGGAUGGAGAGGAGCGUACUUGGAUCGAUGUUUUGCUUGUUUUCCUCUUUUCCAUGGGGGACAACAAUUUGGAUAGUCUGGACGAGCUGGGUGGUUUGAUGAUUCCGACAUCUCUUUUCUCUUUGUUUCCUCAGCAGGCCCAGUUAC
Westerdykella ornata is the source of this 1235-nucleotide messenger RNA. RefSeq lists its product as uncharacterized. The transcript has a single exon. NCBI's taxonomy places the organism in Eukaryota, Fungi, Ascomycota, Dothideomycetes, Pleosporales, Sporormiaceae. The record is from RefSeq and is a predicted model, not a curated record. The coding region runs from base 359 to 1051 and encodes 230 amino acids.